AGUAGGUGCCAGGUGGUGGUGGUGGUGAAGGGCCACUAUGGACACGGCCUCCAUCGACAACUUCUGGUGUGAGGGCCGGAGUGUACUGUCGUGGUCAUCUUCCAAGAGUCACCCAUUAUCCUGUCUUCACGAUCCUCCACCACUCCUUGACCUUGAUGCUCUGCAGGUGGCACUGACGAGGUUGGACCACGCGCCGCAGAAAGGCAAGGCUUUCAUCGGUCGUAGCGGUGCCCUCGGUCACCGGCGACCUCCCUCCAGAGGCUCCCGUGGCUCCAGGAGAUCAUCUGCAGACAGCCUCCACCAGGACUCCGAGGCUGACCUGGUUAUUCCGAGGGAGGUUGACAUCGAGGUGCAGCUUGAGAGUGACGGUCACAAGGAACGUCAACCAGAGAGGCACUUCACUUGCGAGGACAUAGCAAGGGACUUCAAGGUAUAUAGCCAAAGCUUCAGGGAGGCGCUUACAGAUACAUUAAAUGCAAAACAGUUGCAACAGACCAAUGAGGUGGUUAAGAAGAAGCAGGGAGAUCUAGAUGUCAAGCAGGAGAUACGGAGGAAACUCUUUGAGAAUCGCUACAGGAGAUCUGGUAUUUCCGUAGGGGGAUCAAAUCCACUGUUGAACAACUUCUCAUCUGAGGCUGAAGAGUCCUUUAGAAGGAUCAAGGAGGAAGUUGCUCGUUUAGCAGCCAAGAGGAGGUCAUCUAGUGAUAUCAGUGACUCUAGAGCUUCCAGUGACUAUUCUUUUUCCUUCAACUCAGUACAAGAGGAUCAUAAGGAGAAUGUAAAAUGGUGUAGUGAGGAAAGAGAGUCAGCCUUUGAUUCAGCAAGUGUCGCUUUAGAGAAGAAUGUGGAGACCAGGUCAUCCUCUGAGGCUGAUGUAGUGAUCAGUGACCGUGAGAGCAUCGCAGACUCUGGUCUGGUAAACAGACGGACUGUCAUCACUAUCAGUGGGAAGAAGAAAAAGAGCAAGUCUGCCUCUAGUCUAACCCAAGAAGAACCGACACCGCUCUGGAUCAGAGAUCUACAGACUAGGCGAUCCCUCAGAGGGAAGGAUCCAGCCCCUUCCAGGCUAAUUCCUAUUCAGAUUGAGCCAGAGUGAGGAGGAAUAAAUGUAUCCAUUGUGAGUCAGGCAGAACCCAACCGCAAGGACAGCACCUCGCGUAUGUACGUUCGUCAGAGUGACUCAGAAAAUAGACCUUCGAGGGCAAGUGCUUUUAACGUCAGGCAAACUAUAGAGAAGCGACAAAUUCAGCAAGAGAGACGAGAGAGGAGAGCUCUUAGAGAAAAGAUCAGAGAGCAGCUGAGGAGUCUUUCUGAAAGUCGCGAGCGACGAGAUUCCUCUGGUUCUUAUGUAUCCUCCGUUCACCUCAGUCAAAAUUCGGUGCGAUCAAAGUCUAUGAGUUCUCUGGAUCAAGACCAGGACGACUUUAGAAGUGAAUCUCCCCUAUUCAAGGUCCAGUCUAGCCCAACGCUAGAGAAGGAAAAAGAGGAAGUUAGAAUUUAUCUGUUUGGAGCAUCCAACCUUACUGAGAGUGGAGAUUGUUACCCUGAUGUGCCCCCGGCCUCCAGGGACAAGACUCGACUAAUCAGCACAGACACUACAGAAAGCAGCAGUCACCAAGAAGCUCGGGAGAAACACAAGAUUUGCUAUAUUGAACGACCAGAAACUUGGCAGUGGACACAGUCUUGGGACUCGCUCAAGGCAGGCCAAGAGGACAUUGAUGAGAAUUGUCAGAAAGUUAGUGAGUCCAUUAAUUCGGUUAAGAAACCAUCUGAUCUCAGUAGUCAACGCUCGUCAAUUCAGUCAAGUGUCUUUGAUCAAGGCUCGCCGAAGACGUCUUGGCAGGAGUAUAAUCUUCACCACACUGAUCAAGGGAUCAGCUGCAUCUCCCCAUUGCUUAACAAUCAUCCAAACAGUCUCGAGAGUACAAAGUCCUGUCCUCCUGCUCUGUUGACACUUGGUCAAGCAGGAACCACCAAGGACGACUCCUUACAACCUGCCGGUGAGGAUCUCUCCUGCACACCACCAGUCCCGCCUCCUCGGAGGAACAGGUUAAGUUUGUCAGCUGGACAAAUCACACUGGAGGAGGAGGAGGACAAGCCCAACUGGAUCCGACUGGCAAAGGAGCGACGGAGUCUACGGACAGCUCAACAAGUGGACCAGCUGUCUGAUAGAGCCUCAACUGCCAGUAAGGAGCCAGAGUGGGUCAUCAGGGCUCGGAAGAAGCUAGAGUCACUUAAUGUGACACUCACGAGCACAACUGACUUUAAUUGUGCCAGUUCUUGCGUCACAGAAUCUUCAUCAGCGUGGAGUCGAGGUGGUCUAGAUGCUCUAGAUGAUCUGAAGGAAGAAACAUCACGUAUUGGGGAAGAAUUAGCUGAAGAGGCAACUGCCAGGGUGAAUGAGGACUUGGCACUUCACAAAGACAUCAGCAGAAUGUUGGAGCACAAUACAGAUCGCUCGGAACGCUCUCGUGAGCCCUCUGCUGAGCGGCUUCGGGUGUCCUUUGAGACCUCUGCAGCUGAAAACUCUGAUGGUGAUUCCAGUAGACGGUUACGCACUCGAAAACCUCAGCUGGAUGAAGUUCGUUUUGGUGACCUGAAACAUGACUGGGGUGGUGCUCAAACUAAGGCUUUAAAAACCAGCAAUGGUAAACAAAAGGAAAUGCGCUUUGGUGAGAUUCAGGUGAAGGAGACUCUUCCUGAGCCUUCUGAGAAGACAAAAGAAAUGAGAUUUGGUGACAUCAUGACAUCGCCACAGAAAGCUCAAAUUAACUCAGGUUCGACAAAUGGCAGUCGCCCUGUGAUGCGCUUUGGGGACACGCCGCUCGACCUCUUCUCAUCCUCAGAGCCCAAAGGUCCAAAGAGCAGUUCGAAGUUUGAGUCAGUAGCUGGUCCAGACCCAACUAAGAUGACUGCAGAACAACUGAAUCAAAAUGUUGAGGAAUACGACUUCCCAAUACCAACAGGAAAAGAAGAUGUCUCUGAGCUAAUGAAGUUCCUUGAAGAUAGCUUGAAGAAAGCAGAAGUUGUCCCAGAAGUCGUCAGCAUGGAGGACAACCGGCCCAAGCCCAAGAGCAUCCUGAAGAGGCGCUCCGUGGAGAACGUCCUACAUGAGCUGAAGAGGGAGGAGAGGAGAGAGGGGCUCCAAAAGGUAGAGCACCGGAAGAGCGCGUCCUUUGACUGGGACUCCGUAGGUAAGGGAGCUGAUGCAGGCUUGGACAUUGGUCACAUCAGAAAUACCGGACACAGACUGAGCAGGGAACACAAGCCACAUCCAGAUACCCCCCACACAGCCAAACCACAGCCACAACACCCUCACCACCAACACACCUCACAAACCACUACAGCUACUACCGCCACUAAUGGCAGCAGCUUUUUUAAUGUCAAAUUACGGCAUGUAUCCUCUAACAAACGUGAGCCGGCAGUAACUAACGAAAUGCUUCGCUUCCACUCAGAACACUCCUUACACAGACGGCCGCAAGGUGUAUAUUUCAACACAGAUAGACACAGUGGGGAUUUCACUUCCCUCAACACCUUUACCAGCACUCAUGAGAUCCGCCUGCAACCCAGGAGGAUUUCUACGGGGGGUGACAGCCAUGGGUCAUCCUCGGCCUCAAGUCAGGAGUCUCUGUCAGACUCUGGGGCAAACCUGGGUAGCAAUGAGACUGACCGAGCCGUCAGUGAGGUCCUGAACAACUUAGAUCAGUGUUAUGAGGAGAGCAAGACUGUGCCGAGGAAGCCCAAAAUGGCACAACCUUUAAAAGAUGACAAAGUAGGUGACAAUUUUACCAGCAAGCUCAACAUGAACAGAAAUAACGAGAAUCGGAAAGAAUUAGUUUCCAGACCGACAGCAGUCACUCUUACAGCUUCCAGCAGCAGGAAAGCAGCGACGGUGGGCAGCAAGGGUGUGAGAGAGCUGUUACAGAGGGUGCAGGAUCCCACAUCAUCUGCCUGGGGAACCUGCCGGAGUGGACGUAGCUUGGCUACCUCAGAGCCAACAGAUGACAGUGUUUCCCUCGAUGGCCCUCUUCUUCCUCCUGUUACUACUGCUAUUGUUGCUACUGUUACUGUUGGUGGUGGUGAUGCAGUCUUCACUCGUGCAGAAGAGGGUGAUGGUGCCUCUAAAGCCUGGCAUUCAGCAUCUCCCCAGUAUUCCAGCAGCACGACAGUCACCCUUCACCACUAUGACCAACAUUCCAGCCCCCACAACAACAUCCUGUCCCCACAACCUCUCCAAGAUUCCAUCACUGCCACUUCCUCCACAUGUAACAUCUCCAACCCCAGUUGUGAAACCACCUCAAAGAGCUUCUCCAUAACCCUGACUCCAAUUGCCAUUAGCAACACUGCCUUCGUAGGCAUUAAUAAGAGUGCCAGUGAAGAACAGAGCAAGCUGGAAAGAGACUUACCGAUGUGCAUCAACUUGGGCAGGGAACCACGCAUAUCAACACUAAGCAUUGAAAGAGAACUGGUGGCAGAGGAAGGAAAGAGAGGAAGAAGAGAAGAGGAGCUGGAAAGUCUUCACUGCAAUACCAGACUUGACUCCAAUAUCUACCCAGGACCCACAAAACAGUCCACCACACUCACCACACACCCAGCUUACCUUGCUUCUUACCUACUCACCCCAGUAGUGGUACAGCCACUCACCAUGGCAGAAGAGGAGCAGCAGUACACCAACAGCUCCGUCACUACUACUGUUACAGCAGCGGCAGCCUCCCCCUCCUCCGCUGCCCCCUCGACUCUGCAGGACGGUGACAUCAACUCCUCCACGGCCUCCAAAAACUGUGAUGCCCCCAUCCUCACCUGUGGCCGCAGUUCCACCCUCACCGCCCACCACCAGGAGGGCCGCUCCUCACUCUCCUCCCACUGCCAGGACACCCACACAAAUUUCUACGCAUGUCAGCAGGAGAGCCAUGCCUCUUUCCCCUCAGCUCAACAGGAAAACCAUGCCUCUCUCCCCUCACCUCAGCAAGAAAGCCAUGUCCCUUUCCCCUCAGCUCAACAAGAAAACCAUGCCUCUUUCCCCACGCAUCAGCAAGAAAGCCAUGCCUCAUUCCCCUCUCAUCAACAAGAAAACCAUGCCUCAGUCUCCUCUCAUCAGCAGGAGAGUGACACCGCGCAUCAGGGAGGCUAUGUCCCCUUCCCCUCGCAUGUCGAGACGGAGGGAGCCAGCAAUUCACCAGCCAAGGUGUUCAGCUUCACCUUCAGCGCCAACCAAAAGACCCGACCAGAGACCAGCUUCACAGACCUCGAAGAGGACUCACUAAUCCGCCAGAAGACACAGAAGGAGGCCGAGAACACCAGGAGGACCGAGGGCAUGAAAACAUUUACCAUUAUCACAAAUCCAAAUGAUGUUUGCAAGCACAGUACUCCAGGUGAGAGAGAGAGCUUAAAUGGCCACUCUCAUACACUUGUGUCAUCUCCCGUGCAAUUAAACAAAUUCAAGUCAAAUAAAAUUAGUUCUGAGAGUGAUAAGUCAAAUGAGCAUCCAUCCAAAACAAACAGUUAUCCAGUAAGACCUUUAAGAAUGAAGUUGGUAACCCAGAACCUGGGCAGCGGAGGAGAGCGAAGGAAGACAGAGGAAACGAGCAGUGAAUGCAACUCGAAACACAGAGUUCAUCAAGUAACAGUGGAGCUCAUGAACGAAGAUGAUCAAAGGCAAUUAUCUUUAAAGAAGAGAGAAGAGGAGAAGAAAAGAAGCAGCUUAUUAGAGUGGGAGACGUUACAAAGACAAAGACUUGAAGAUGAAGAGAAAAAUCGCAUUAACAAAAAUCUGUCGAUGAAGCCUGUCUCAACGAAGAUCAAGGAGCUUGUGAAAAUGCACGGAAGCUUCAUGUCUAUGUUUAGCAAGGAAAAGAAGACAGAUAUUAAUGGUACAGUUGAUGGCAAGGAUGACAUUGUUUUCCGAAAAGUGCCUUUAGAAACUCCACAUGUGGAACCAAAGAAUGAGUUUAUAAAGAAUAUUCCUGUUCCCAUGAAGUCUCCGUACAUUGUCAAGAAACUUCUCUCGCCCUCCAAAAAUGCAAGCUCCUAUGUGGAGUCUCAUCACACGAGCCGUCGAGAUUUGUCCAAGUCUCACUCACCAACCCGUAGGGCCAGCCCUGCCUCCAGGAGAGAGACUUCAAAACCUCGCUCAUCAGAGGACAAAAGGGAGCACACCUCUCACAGGAUCCUUACAGAAAGCAACUGGAAAACAAACAGGGCAACGUGCAGCUCCAGCUCCUCCAGCCCUCGGAAACCUCGGUCAUCCAACUCUCCAUCAAGGCGAGGAAGGAACUCACAUAUACCUACAUCAUCAGAUAAAUCAGGUGUCAAAGAAAAAGAUGCACAGUCAAAACAUGGUGAGAUUCAUUUAACAGGGUCUGGAGUGUCUGAGGUGAUGGCUUGUACAAGAGAUGUGAAUGAGUCUUCCAGAUCUUCAAAGAGAUCCUCUCCUCCAGUUCCACCAAAACCAUUAAACCUUCAUGAAAAAUUUCAAGCAUUACCAUUGCCUUAUUUAGAUAGAAAAAAGGAAUCAGUUGACCUCGAAAAAGAUAAAGGAAAGAAUAGUCAAAUACCUUUACAUUAUGAAAUAUGUACUAGUGAAGGCAGGUCAAGUAUCAAGGAUCCCAAGAACAGAAAAGAGUGGCUGAAUAAAAUGCUCAAUUCGUUAACUUUGGAUCACACACAGCCCUUCGACAUGGUGGGUUCAACUGAAAGUGGAACACAUCCUUCUAGCCCAUUAAAAUUAUGCUCAAGUACAAACAUUCAUUGUGAAAGUCUACAUCCUGAUGGGAUUGGUGAGAAGUCACAGGAUUUUCCUGUUCCUCCUGCUAGGAAGUCAACGCCAUCCUCUAGGAUUGCUGCUGAAGCUCUUUACUCACCUUUGUCCAAAUAUUCACCUUAUAGUAACAACUUGUCAUCCAAACUUUCAUCAGCCGACCCAUCAGUAACACAAACAAAACCAACUGUACCACCCAGGAUUUCAUCACCAUCCCUUACAAAGUCAUUUGCUGACCACUUGGACAUAUCCUGCUGCUCGAAGGCCAAUAUAUCCUAUUCUUCUUCACCAACAUCACUGAGGUCUUCAGUCAGAGAAGCCCUCCAGUCUGACCAGUCACAGUUAGUCAAUGGUAGACGAGGACCAGUUAGUCUUUCAUCAAUUUUGGGUGACGGGUCCUCCAGGUCGUCCUCAAUAACUUCCACACCUUUGGCAUCUCCAAGGGCGACUCCAGAGAGGGUAAUUAAAAGAGAUUCUAUUGAUUUGGGAACAAAGCUUGAUGUAAUCCUUGAGUCUAGCUUCAGGGACGGAAGAAGGGUAACCAUACCUGGUGAAGAACAGAAAGAAAACAUUGCUCCCUCUCCCAACAAACAGAAUAAGGAAUACAAAGAAAAAAAAUUUGAGGAGGGUGAGGAUAUCUUGAGUCCUCCUUCACCCUCUCCAUAUAGAUCCUCAUUUAGAGUAAGAGAAAGAAGUGAAGAGAGAAGGAAAGGAGUUAGAAACAAUGAUGAAGAAGUGGGCCUUCAGAAAGAGACAAGGAGCUUGUGGCAGACAUCAGUACACAAACCCUUCAGCUUCACUAAACCUUCUGUGACGCUGAAGACAAUGACUUCUGAUGUUGACCCAAGGGUUGCCACUAGUAAAGCUUCACCCUCGCACAGGGAAGACCUGACUACGUGCAAUCAUUUCUACCUGUAUGAUAACAGAAGAUAUAACCAGGAUAAAAAUGAACCUGCUGUAGAAAAGUCAGAAUGUAGAGUAAGCACAGAGCCUUUCACAUCACGAUAUUCUCACGAGAGAAUUUCACCGGGGACGAAAGUCCCUGAAUCUUCAUCCCUAGUUUCCAAAGGUGGCGGUUCUUUGGGUACGAGUGAAGGGAGAAGAUUAUCUCUAGUGUAUGAAUCUUACCUGUCAAGGAAUAGCAAGGAGACAUCAUCACUGAGGUCAAGGGCAUCAGAGAGGUCAACACCUGACAGAGACUCUAAGCCUGUCUCUCUGUCCAGCAUCUUGUCCAGAGAUGUAGGCUCUGAUGACUCCAUACCUUGUGAACACACUGGCAGCUUUCAGUUCAAGCCAGAUAUCUCCUUUUCUGAAGAAUUAAAUGAUAUAAAUCAGAGAUAUUAAAACAUGGCUAUACAACGCUCAUCAUCAAAGACGACAGUUGAGAACACAUCUGGAAGCAAACUACCCCUGUCCUCUUGCUAUGACAGUGACGAUGUAUUUAUCAAUUACUCCACAAUGGGUAAAGGAGACAAAACAAGAUCAAGCCUAGAACCAGAGUUUAGAGAGUCCCUACCUGCUCAAAAACUUAGGAGAGGAAAUAAUACCAGAAAUAAAGAAAGGUCACCAGGAAGAAUUUCAAAGGAAGUAUCUUCAAACUCCUCUGGGCCAAAGAGACCUCCAAAGACUUCGACAAGUCCCAGCAAAUCGAGAAACAGUGUUGUCCGUAGGAACUCUAGUCUGAAAAGGAAUCGUCCUGAGAACGUGGGAGGGUCUUUGAAAAUCAAGAAGGACAGAAAAAGCUCAGAGGAUGAUCCAGCAGACCUGAGAGACGAAACUAUAGUGCAGAACGAUGGUGGCUGGACCAAAACAAAGACCACAGUCAGAAGAGCCCGACUAGGGUCCACAGAAAAGGCACGGCAGAUAGUUCGAACCAACAGUGGCAAGACAAAGAAGGAGAAAAUGUUUAGCAAUGCAUCAAAAGCACUGGAAGACUGGGCUGCUGGCGCCACAGUACAUGGAAAACUCAUGAAAAAGGAAGGUCAGAAGUUCAGCCAUGAGACUGAAGAGGUGGUGAAGGGAGGCCAGCGGACCAGCAAGAGUGUGGUGAGGAGAGUGGUGAGGCGGGGAUCCAGGAGGCUCUCUGGUGGUGGAGAACUGAUGACGGAAACCAAGGAAACUUCUUCCACAGGAGCAAGCAAGAAUGGUAGGGGUGGUGGCGAGCAUAGAAAGAAGGAAGAGAUGCAGGUACAAAAACAGGAUGUGGUGGGUCGUGGAGCAGUGGUGAUAGCUCAAGACGACGGUCUCUGCCGCAGGAUGAAGACCUCCACUGACGGAGAGCGGUACGUGACACACUCAGUGUCAGACAAGGAUGGCAAGACCACCUACACUACAGAGGGUAUCAACAACAAGACCACCAACUCACUUGAGGUCAUUGGAGGUGAGGACUUCAAUGCCAAGCGUGAAGUGCAGGGUCGAACUGGGCACCGGGUGGUGGUAGAACGCAGCAAGGACAGCCAAGGACGACCCUCAACAGUUGUAAAGAAGAUCACUUCUCAGUCCAGGGUUGUCAUAACUAAAACGAAACGAAAGCCUCCUGUAGCAGUGUAAUGGCUGACACACUGGCUCUUAACUCUCCCAGCUCUGUCUUCACACCUUGACGACUCAACUGUCCAAGAGUUGGAAAAAAUAUUCCUCAGCGGCUCAUACUUGUGAAAUUUAUGUGAUGGGGCUUUGUGCUUGAAGAAAUGUACGUAAACAUACAUGAAAGUGCACACGCAUGUGUAAAAAAAACAUACGCACACAUACUGAAUGCAGUGUAGCAAGAUUUGAUUACAAAGAAAAUAACCUGGUGCAAAUAACUAAUAAGUAUUCCUCUCGCAAAAAUAUUACAUGGAAAUGGCGGUCUUGCAUUUUGUUGGGUUUCCUACGGAGCAAUUCCCUGUGACAUCAGCAGCGAGGCCAUCCUCAAAGUUGAGGUAUUCCUAUCAUAGCUGGGUAGCAACUUAAAAACUUGAAUCCUAACUUACUAAUUCUUGGAUUAUAGUGCAUUUACUUCCUACUAGUCUGUGAUAUUCUGCCAUGUGUACUGACGCUCACUAUUUGUUAAUUGUAAUGGGAUUUAUCGCAUUUGGUUUGCAUUUUUGACAUUACUUUUAGUACACAUUACUCAAGUGCUCACUGUUUGUAUACUUGAUGUAAUUACAUUGUGCUAAAAAGUCCAAUUUAUGGUUGUAGAUUGUAUGUACAGUAUUUUGCUUUUUGUACUUUUCUAUGUAUUUUUUCACAAAAGAAUACACUAGUUAUUUUCUUUCCCUCUGUAAUAAUGUUAUUGCUUUGUAUCCCGUUGCAAUCUGGAACCAUUGUUCCAUGUUGCACAGCACGGAACUUUGGUCUCUGUGCUCAGACUCCUUAAAAGUGAUUCCUAAGUGUUGUGAACCUCAGAUUGCAUCCUUGGUAAAGCUCAUUAGUUUAUAGUUUGCUUCAUAACAGAUUUGUCUUAUGUUCAUAUGGACAGAGCCAGCUGUUAGAAGUACAAUUGUUGACUUCCUUAAGAGACUACUUAUCCUUGUCUCUUUCUUUUAUUUCCUAGCCAUCUGAGGUGUUUUCUAAUUAUCUGUAGGUAUGCAAACUGUUUUACUGACAUUGAUAGAAUUUAAAAUAAUUAAACUAUAUUUAAUGA
Messenger RNA from Cherax quadricarinatus, 10379 nucleotides. Lineage: Eukaryota; Metazoa; Arthropoda; Malacostraca; Decapoda; Parastacidae. The record is from RefSeq and is a predicted model, not a curated record.